AUGACUCGCGCAUCAAGAGUCGCAAAGAUCGUGUAUAACAUUGAUCAUCAUCAAGUUAAUGACCAAGGUUUUUCGCAGGUGGCUUAUGGGCUACACAAAAGUGGUCCAUCUCCUCCUGGUCAAGGGCAUCAUCAUGUUAAUAAACAAGGUUUAGGACAAGUGACUUAUGUUAUAGACGAAAGUGGCCCAUCUCCUCAUGGUCAUGGGCAUCAUCAUCAGCAAGUUGAUGACCAAGGUUUUUCGCAUGUGGCUUAUGGGCUACACAAAAGCGGCCCAUCUCCUCGUGGUAAAGGGCAUCAUCAUGUUAAUAAACAAGGUUUAGGGCAUGUGACUUAUGUUCUAGACAAAAGUGGCCCGUCUCCUAGUGGUCAUGGGCAUCAUCCUCAAGAAAAAGAGCAAGGUUUUUCGCAGGUUGCUUAUGGGCUAAAUAAAGGUAGCCCAUCUCCUCCUAGUCAAGGGCGUUAUCAUUUAUAUGAUCCACGUCACCCACCCACCUCAAAAUAG
Helianthus annuus (common sunflower) is the source of this 504-nucleotide messenger RNA. RefSeq lists its product as uncharacterized. Bases 1 to 504 code for a protein of 167 amino acids. NCBI's taxonomy places the organism in Eukaryota, Viridiplantae, Streptophyta, Magnoliopsida, Asterales, Asteraceae. The transcript has a single exon. The record is from RefSeq and is a predicted model, not a curated record.